GUGUUGUUAUAGCUCUCCUACACUCUCUUCACCCAAUCCCGCCUUCCUGUUGGGGAUCGGACCUCCCUAUUGUCUAUCUCAUACCUGUAAACUGCCUGCUUUGUGACAUCCCUCUCCUACCAAACCUACUACCACUUGUUAGAGUCUUGGGGUUUCCGUGGAGUUGUUUGUAAAUAAAUUUGGAUCGUCACAAGUGACCAGUGACCAGUAACCAGUGACCUUUGUACUGGACACAUGCGCCGUUCAGCUGCAGCCACUCAGACAUCCUCUAGUGUUGUCUCCUCAUCCCUUGUAUCUGCAGUUGAUGUUUCCUCUUCUUCUCUGACCAUGUCAGAGAAUAAAAAGUCAGGGAACAAAGUCAAGGCAGAAGAGAAGCCAACAAUUCCCAAGACGAAGCGAAAGAAACACCAAACUGAGCUUAUCCAAGAGAGCUUUAAAAAGCCUCGAACGUCCCUAGCCACGCGCAUGCUGGAGUCUGUGAAGGUUUUUCACGCACUGGGGAAGAAGAAUGAUAAGAACACUGGGCUCUCUUCCUGUCGGGUCUUGGGAAAUUCAAUCAACCCUAAAGACCGCCAGCCACCCCCAGCGAUCCAGCCAUGGCGGCAUACCCCACGUGAGGGUCAGGGUCCUGAGAAAACUCAAGGCCAAGCCCAGAAACCAGACAGCAGUGCUGAAAAAGAGUGUCCAUCUCCAUCCCAGUAUGAGCUGCCUCCUCCUGGGAAGGUCAACUGGAUGCCUCUGCCUUUUUCUGCCUGGGACAAGCCUCAAGCUCGACCUGCUCCUCGGAGGCCACAGUCUCUGGCCUCACAUCAGCCUGCUGUGGCUGACCGUGCCCAGCCUGCUUCUACUAACCCAGCUCAACCUGCUGCAGUGAGUUCACCCCAGCCACCUCCUGCCUCUUUGCCAGGUCCCGCCAAACCAGCUCAGCCAACUGCGACCAACCCAACCCAACCGGGUUGGACCAACCAUACCCAGCCUAGUGUCCGUCCGUCUGCUGCUCUGAGGCCUGCACCGUACAAAACUUCACCUUGCACUUCUCUCCAGCAGGAGCCUCUUCCCCCUGCUCUGACUAAGCACCAGUCCUCACCGGAGCUCCAAACCCCAUUUCUAUUCCAAGACUUCAGGAAGCACCAAAUUCAGUGGAGGCAACCCAAUGUUCCUAAGCCAGUAAUGUCAACGCCCAUCGAACAAGAGCAGAGGCCAGAGCGGGAGGCCAUGAAGAGGCGGCUCAACAAGAACGUGAGAAUGCUGCCAAAUACACCUCUCUGGGGAAACUGA
Kogia breviceps (pygmy sperm whale) is the source of this 1278-nucleotide messenger RNA. The record is from RefSeq and is a predicted model, not a curated record. Lineage: Eukaryota; Metazoa; Chordata; Mammalia; Artiodactyla; Physeteridae.